GGACGAGAUAAAGUCGCACCUUUCUCAGGUGUCCGUCCUCUGUGCUGUGUGGUGAAUAUGAUAGCCCAUACUUACUUCUGGCCAGAGGAGACCUCGCUCAUGGAGCGGUGACACACUUUGGUUGCCCAGCAUGCAGCAGGAGUGUGUGCCAUGAGAUCAGCCAACGCAACAUCAUUCCCGAUAAGACCAACCGAGCAAGAUCUGAAAAAUGCCUUAUCCAACAGUGCAGUCACAGGACACAACCACGUCUCCAACUCAUCAAGACCAGCCCAGGCCAGAACAAAAUCGCCCACAGACACAUUUCAUUGUAGUUCUUUGUAUCAUCAUGGCCAUAAUCGAGAAAAUGCAGAUAAAUGUGAUGUUGCCGAGGGUCCCGAGAACCUGAACAACCCAGUGAAAGCCUCGAGGAGCCACCAGGAACUCCACAAAGAGCUGUUACUGGCCCACAAAAAAGGGCUGGUGGCGUGUUGUAAGCCAGAGCUUCAGAUGGUUUUGGAGAGGAGGAAGAGAGAACAGACCCAGAAGGAGGAGGGAGAACAGAGCAGGAGCCCUCUAGAACAAGUCCUCCUCAAACGCCAGCAGAAACAUCAGGAGAUGAUGAAAGAGAAGGAAGAGGAACAGAAGUUACAGGAGGAGGUUCAGCUCUUGGAGUUUGUGAGAGUGAGACAGAACCUGAAGAAAGUCCAUUCAGCCCUGCACAAGCACACUCACUCCUAAAUGUGAUCAGCCCAAGACACUGAUCUGACUAAAGGAAAAGCUCAUCUGGCCAUGUAAAUUUAUUGUGGAAUAAUGUACACAGUGUUUUCCAUUAUAUCUGAUAUUAAUCAUUUGUUUUUCAUACAUGUUUGAACGGAUAUA
Molecule: messenger RNA, 858 nt
Organism: Xyrauchen texanus (razorback sucker)
Lineage: Eukaryota; Metazoa; Chordata; Actinopteri; Cypriniformes; Catostomidae
Product: protein FAM107B-like
Exons: 5
Coding region: 151-717 (188 amino acids)
Biological process (GO): actin filament bundle assembly; actin filament polymerization; regulation of actin cytoskeleton organization
Cellular component (GO): synapse; neuron projection; stress fiber
Source: RefSeq, a predicted model, not a curated record